AGAGGUUACAUACGGACACGGGAUUUCCCAAAUCCAAAAGUCGUUGCACCUCUCUCCACUCUCUCGGUCUCUCGUCAUUCGCAAUUCGCAUUAUCGUAUUCGAGUACGUGUAUGUACGUACACACAAUUGAGUUGCGUGUUGCGUUUGUGAUACAUAAAACAGCUGCAACGCAAAGUGAAUAAAGUUAUGAACUGCUUUAUAAGUUUCUGAAAUAGUGGAUAAAAUUUUGUUUGAUAAUCAUAUCAUUAGUACGAAAAUAAUUUAAGAGCUAAAAAAGUGUAAACAUUUUAGUAUCAGAAAUCAAUAUUUCACAAUAUUGUGAAAUACAAUAUUCUAGAAAAUUAUUGAUGUUCCCAGUCGCCGAGAAUUUCACUUCCAAUUAGAAAACCUCUAUCAAAAUUCAAAGUUGACUGUUUCGUGACUUUGUAAACAUCAUAGUGAUGGAUCCGAAAAAAGCACGAAGACCAGAAGAAGGUAUAGCUUAUCAGAUGCUUUUACAGGCACUAUUUGCUUUAUCUGGAAUCAAAAACUUCUCAAAUUGGACGAUAUCAAAUGAAGUUACAUCCGCGGGAAAAUUUGAUGAUCUCGUAUUUGAAUCAGAUGAAAAGUGUAUGUUGUUACAAGCAAAAGUUAAAAGUGGUAUGACCUAUACUAAAGAUUUUAUGGCAGUGAGUCCUAUUAAGAAAAUAUGUGAAUUCAGUAUCGCAAUGUACUUAUUAUCAUACAUAACUUUUAAGAAAUCCUUUAAAAUAACACGUAAUUCUUUAAUACUAUGUACUGCUGCUACACUGAAAGUUGCUGAUAUUAUGGAUGAAUUACCUGCUAACGAAUAUUUGCAGCAAAUAUUUGGCAACAAGAUAUUGAUGUAUAAAAUUAAAAAUGAAGAAGAGAUGGUUGAGAAGCUUUUAGAUACAGUAGAACAGUUUAAAAAUAACAUUGAUGAUAAAGAUAGCAACGAAGAGAAAAAACAAUGGAAGCGUUUGGUUAUCGAUAGAGAAGACAUCAAAUCAUUCAUAUCUUCUUUUGUUGUUGUUAACAUUAAACUCAAGAAAAUCAAAUCGUUAAUUAAAAGCAAAUUAAGUGAGCUCAAGUAUGAGUUUCCAAUAUCAUCAUACGAAUAUGUAAAAGAUCAUGUAGAAGAGUGGUCUAAUUUAUCACUUAACAACUUUGUGCCUAUGACAAAAGACUAUUUAAUGUUUAUUUUGUAUGGUGAAUAUAAUCGGAAUUUUCUUCAGAAGUUGGUUAAUACUAAAAUUUAUUUCAAAGAAAGUUAUCAGUUUAAUUCUGGUAAUAUUAUUUGUGUUCAAGCACACGAUAAUAUCGCUAUAUAUUUAUUAAAGAUUUUAAGAAGCAUUCAAAAAUCGGAAGCUUCGUCCUCACCUAUAGAAGAAAACACAUUAUGUUUGAUGCAAGAAAUGGUAAAUACAGUUCAUACAAUGAAAUACACAAUGGAAUAUAAAGUUAUAUCUGAUAUGAUAAACACAUUCAGAUGCAACAAAAUUAAAUACUUAGUUGUUUCGUUCCUAUCUCUUAAUGAAGAUCAAGCAUUAGAAUUGUAUAAGAAGAUAUAUAUGAUUACUAGGGAAGACCCAAGUAAAAAAGUAUUUAUAAUCAUUAAAGAAAAUGAUUUGCAAAAGAGAGAAACACUAGUCAAAAUAAUUAAUGAUAAAAUAUAUUUCAAUUCACUCGAAACUGAUACACAACAAUACAUAUUAAGCAAAAAAAUUUCUUUUCAAGGUGAAUUGGUAACAUUAAUGAACUUAAUUAAUAACAUCAAAAAUAUUAACUCUGAUGAAAUUGAGAUUGAUGAAUGCCUUACAAAAAUAAUAUUUAACGAAGAUAAUUACUCGAUAGGUUCCAAUUUACAGACCCAAUCAAAACCUGAGCAAUUCUAUUUUGAAAGAAGCCUAAAAGCUAACUCAGAAGUAUUUCCUGAAACAAAGUUUUUCGAAAAAAUAAACAAAAAUAUACUUGUUGUUACAGGUCCACCUGGAGAAGGCAAAACAACUUUAUUGAAACAAAUAGUAUCACUCAAGAAAGCUAAAGACAAAAUAGAUUCCAAAUUGACGUGGAUAAUUAAUGUUGAUUUAAAAAAGUCGAAACAAUUUUUCCGGAAUGCUAUUGGGAAAACCUUGAGCGAUCUAUUGUGUCAUAAUGAAAAUAUAACUCCUGCUAGCUCCUACUUAGCUCAGUUCGAAAGAAAACUUAUUGAGUCCAUGAAUAAAAUUUUGAUUAUAGACGGUCUUGACGAGAACUGUUUGGAAGAUAUCGAAAAAAUACGAAACCUAUUUGUAGAUCAGAAUUCCCUUCAGGAUUUGAAUAUUUCAUUGGUUAUUAUUGGUGCCAGAGAUUACGAUUUCAUCUUAAAAAAAUUAAGGAUUUUGGAUGGGUGUGAGUUAGUUAGAUUCUCUCCAUUUUCACCUAGAGAUCAGUCUUCUUUUCUUAAAGGAUAUCUUAACAAACUUAUACCUGCAAAUACUGAACAUGAUAUAUUUGAAAAGGUAACAAAUUUUGCUCCUGCAUUUAAAGAUAUUUGUUCAACGCCCUUAUCGCUACAAAUGGUUUCUAAAAUAAUAAAAAAUAAAAUAUCUAAAGGCGACUCUAUCGAAUCCUCAUUAAAGGUUUUUUAUAAUGUUUCAAACUUAUAUCAUUUUUAUAGUUACUAUUUAGGAGUAAGAAAAGACGAAUUUGCACAAGAUGACGACAUAUACCGUCUGGCAUUUGACAGGUAUAUAUACUCGUUAAGAAAGUUAGCGGCUAGCAAUUUAUUUUCUGACCAUCUUUUAAGUUUGCUUAAUGUUGAUGCUAGUUUUGAGAUUGGUAAAGAUGCAUUAAACGUUGGGGUAUUAAAGGAAGCACAUGAAGGUUAUGAAUUUGUUCAUAAAACAUUUGAGGAAUAUUUUGCAGCAGAAUUGAUAUGGGAUUGCCUUAAUAAAAAGAAACUUAGUUAUGAGGUAUUGCUCGAAAUUCUGAAUACAGUGUUUCUAAACAAUCAGUAUGUGGGUGUUUCAGAUUUUUUUGAAAAAAUUUUGGAAAUUAAUCAGGAUAAAGAUAUUGUAUCUCGGAUAUCUAUGGAAUACAACUUAGCACUUACUAAGGUAAAUUGGAGAAGAGAUAUAUCGCUGUUAUGUUUUCGAGAAUAUAUCUGUAUUAUUAAGUUAGUUUUUAGUAAUUAUACUUUUUUUGCCGAUGUUUUGAAUAUUGAAAGUAUGUCUGGUGAAGCACCUUUACAUAUUUCGUGUCUUUACCCAUCUUUAGACAAAUACAUCGUAAAAGAAGGUUUAGAUGUUAAUAAGGCUGACGAAAACAGUUUAACCUACAUUACCUGUACAUAAUAUUGUAGAGUUUUAUUCUACCCAUAUAACUUAUUUUAGAAUUAUUAUCUUGAAUCAGUUCUAAUUUCAGAAAUGACCCAAAAUAUUUAUAUUUUUUUAAAAGAACAAGGAGUAUUAAUAAAUAAUUACGACAAAGUUAAUAAUUGCGACGAGGGAAAGUUACGACAAAGUUAUGUUUGACCUUUCCAAAUUCUACGUCAAUGGCGGAAUUGCUAUUUUAGUGCAAUUUUUCGAUUCUCCAAUACUUUCUAUGUAAAUAAUAUACUCUCCAUUCGUAACGAUAAAGUCAUUAUUUUUCAUGAUAUUUGAAGUUAAAAAUGCAGGGACACAGUUAUUUUGACUGAUGUAAAUAGGCAGGUAUUAAUUAUGUUGGUAUUUUUGGGUCAUAAGAUUGCAUUUUAUUACGCAAAUGAAUUUUUAAUCGCUAAUAACAAAACUAUAACGUUAUUUACUGAAAUCUAUUAAAACGAAUAGAUGCAUUCAAUAUGUAAAAACAACGUGGGGUCGGGGUUCUAAAAAUAACCGUUUUGUUAUAAUCUAAAAAAAGAACAAUUUUAAUAACACGACAAUAUAAAAAAAUACAAAAAUUUAAACUAUUGAUUAGACAAAAAAAAUGUGUUUUUGAAGUGACAACUUAUUUAGGGACGUUGUACGAUUUUGGGACAGGGGAAAAAGCAUUGAAUUCGCGACCGUCAUCGCUUAUGCUAUACAGGGUGUAACAAAAAUACAGGUCAUAAAUUAAAUACCAUAUUCUGGGACCAAAAAUAGUUCGAAUUAACCUUACUUACCUUAGUAAAAAUAUGCACAUAAAAAAAGUUACAGCCCUUUGAAAUUACAAAAUGAAAAUCGAUUUUUUCGAUUAUAUCGGAAACUAUUAGAGAUUUUUUAUUGAAAAUGGACAUGUGGUAUUCUUAUGGCAGGAACAUCUUAAAGAAAAAUUAUAGUGACAUUUGUGCACCCCAUAAAAAUUUUAUGUGGGUUUUGUUCCCUUAAACCCCCCAAACUUUUGUGUACGUUCCAAUUAAAUUAUUAUUGUGGUAAAAUACCAUUUGUCAUACCAUUAGUUACAUUCAGUAUCAUUAAAACUUUUUUACCUCUUAGUAUUUUUUCGAUAAGGCAGUUUUUAUCGAGUUGCGGCUUCUUUUUUAAUAUGUUUACAUAAAAAGUUUAUGGAGGUUUUGUUCCUUUAAACCCCACAAAUGUUAGUGUACGUUCCAAUUAAACUAUUACUGCCGCACACAUUAGUUAAACACAGCGACCGUCAUCGCUUCGAUGAAAUUGAUUUUUGAAGUGAAAACUUCUUGAGAGACGUUGUGCAUUUUUUGGAGGGGGAAAAAUUAUUAGAUUAGCGACGAUCAUCGCUUCGACGAAAUAAAUUUUUGAAGUGAAAACUUCUUUAGGGACUUUGUGCCCUUUUUGUGUGGAAAAAAUUAUUAAAUUAGCGACCGUCAUCGCUUCGAUGAAAUAAAUUUUUGAAGUGAAAACUUCUUGAGGGACGUUGUGCACUUUUUGGAUGGGGAAAAAUUAUUAAAUUAGCGACCGUCAUCGCUUCGACAAAAUAAAUUUUUGAAGUGAAAAUUUUUUUAAGGACGUUGUGCACUUUUUGGAUGGGGAAAAAGUAUUAAAUUAGCGACCGUCAUCGCUUCGACGAAAUAAAUUUUUGAAUUGAAAUUUCUUUAGGAACGUUGUGCACUUUUUGGAUGGGAAAAGUAUUAAAUCAGCGACCGUCAUCGCAACCAUCAUCGCUUCGACGAAAUAUAUAUUUGAAGUGAGAACUUCUUGAGGGACGUUGUGCACUUUUUGGAUGGGGAAAAAGUAUUAAAUUAGGGAACGUCAUCGCUUCAACGAAAUAAAUUUUUGAAUUGAAAAUUUCUUUAGGGACGUUAUGCACUUCUUGGAUAAGGAAAAAGUAUUGAAUUUGCGACCGUCAUCACUUCGCUGAAAUAAAUUUUGUACGUAUAUAAAUUACAUGUAUGUAUACAUAAAUAGCAUAGGGCAUACGCAUCGCGUAUAUGAUAUAGGUAUAGAUAGCACUUCUUUUUGGAUGGGGAAAAAGCAUCGAGCUCGUAAUUUAUUUACUAUAAGAAGUUUUCACUUCUGUCGCCACUCCCACGAGUGCCUUCCAUUUUUUUUAAUAUUUUUUGUCUAAUCAAUAUUUUAAAAUUGUUCUUUUAUUUAUAUUAUAACUAAAUUGUUGUUUUUAGAACCACAAUUUGUUUUUAAAUGUUGAAUUCAUCUACUUAUUCAUUUUAAGAAAUUUUAAUAAAUAACAAAUUUUUUGUUAUUAGCCAUUAAAAAUUUAUUUGCGUAAUAAAAUGCAAUCUUCUGAUUCAAAAACACCGACAUAAUUAAUACCUACAUUAGUCAAUAUAAGUGUCGCUUCAUUAUGAACCAAAAACAUAUGGAAAAAGAAUGACUUUAUAGUUACGAAUGGGGAGUAUAUUAUUUGCAUAGAAAGAAUUAGAGAAUCGAAAAAUUGCACUAAAAAAGCAAUUCUGCCAGUGGCGUAGAAUUUGGGAAGUGUCAAUCAUUCACUUUCCCCCGUCGUACGUCUCUGGUAGUAGCCAGAAACGUUUAUUUAACAUAAUUUAGUAGGAUGUACACUGUACACAUGUACAGUAUCUACACUUAUUGUCAAGUAUGAUAAGGAUAUGAUAAGUGGUUUUAAAGUACCGGAUGUCCCAAUAAGAAUGGCUCUCGGCCAUAUCUCAGGAACCGUUUAUAGUACAGCUUUGGGAAAAAAAAAUUUAUAACAAAAGUUGCCUCGAGAAAAGCCUGGAAA
This is a messenger RNA of Diabrotica virgifera virgifera (western corn rootworm), 6118 nucleotides long. RefSeq lists its product as uncharacterized. The coding region runs from base 442 to 3336 and encodes 964 amino acids. Gene Ontology annotation, molecular function: ATP hydrolysis activity. Lineage: Eukaryota; Metazoa; Arthropoda; Insecta; Coleoptera; Chrysomelidae. The transcript has 2 exons. The record is from RefSeq and is a predicted model, not a curated record.